UAUCUAUAUUUAAUUGUUAGCCAAACCCAUUCAACACCAAAACUUACAUAGCUAAACAUCUAAAAACUCAAGGAGGGAGGAGUCACCAACAAGCAACUCAUCAUGGAAGGUUAAUACAUCCCACUUCUCAGAACUCUAAGGUCAUUGAAAUCUAUGGCCUCCAAGGUAUCCAUCAUUUCAACAUGGACUGUUAAAGCUGCUGGAACAAGUCAGCACCAUACAGAUAACUGUGAGAUUAUUGAGUUGACACCAUGGGACAUUCUUGCACUUCAAAUUGACUAUGCGCAAAGUGGACUCCUCUAUCCCAUGCCUACAUUGGAACAAGUAAGAGAUGUAUCAAAAUCAACAAAUACUACUACAUUAAUUGAUCAUCUUAGAGUUUCACUAUCUCGAGCUUUAGAUUUCUACCCUCCAUUCUGUGGCCGCCUUGAGGCAAUCACAGAACAGAGUGGAACUACUUCUUUCGUCAUUAAUUGUAACAAUGCUGGCGUUCUAUUCAGCCAUGCCAUAGCUCAUGGUGUUACAAUACGCGACAUCAUUGAAUCAAAUUGCGUUCCUCACGUGGUUCGUGAUUUUUUCUCAUUGAAUGGUGUACAAAACCAAGAGGCUACCUCCCAAUUACCCUGUUUGGCUGUGCAAGUAACAGAGCUUGUGGAUGGCAUAUUCAUUGGCUGCACGAACAAUCACGUGGUUGUUGACGGAACUUCUUUUUGGAAUUUUUACAAUUCUUGGGCUGAGUUAUCUCGCGGUUCUAAAAUCAUCUCAAAAAUCCCCUUUUUGAAACGUGAAUUCCCUUUCGAAAUUGAUGGUUUCUACCCUAAUCGUAUUUCUAUACCGAAUGAAAGAAUCAAUUCAGGUGAUAAAUUCAUUCCACCAGCACUACAAAUGCUGCGAGAAAAGGUAUUUCACUUCACCAAAGAAAAUAUCUACAAGUUAAAAGCAAAGGCCAAUCAUGAAAUGAACACCACAAAGAUUUCUUCUCUUCAAGCUGUGUUGGCUCACGUUUGGCGAUCCGUGAUACGUUGUCGUCGUCUCGAUCACAACGAAGAAACAACUUUUGAGGUAUCCAUCAACAUGAGGGAGAAAGUGAAUCCUCCAUUACCAGAAGGGUACUUUGGGAAUGCAAUUUACCCUGUUACCGUAACGAUCAAAACGGGAGAGCUGCUGGAGCACGGAUUUGGAUGGGCUGCUUUGCAAAUUAAUGAGUCGAUUGCUUCCCAUGACCAUGAAAAGUUGAAGUGCAUAUACGAGAAUUGGAUGAAGGACCCUGAGAUACAAAAAUUGGAUGAAUUGCCUAGCAAUUACUUCAUGCUGCAUAACUCUCCGCGAUUCAAUUUUUUCAAGUAUGAUUUUGGUUGGGGAAAGCCAAUUGCACAUAGAAGUGGUGAGGGAAACAUGUUAGAUGGUAAAAUAACAGUGUCACCUGGAGUAGAAGAAGGGAGCAUUAUUCUUGAAAUUUGCCUUUCUUCAGAGACAAUACAAGCAUUGGAGGAAGACAUAAUAUUUGGGGAGUUUGUGAACACUACACCAAUGCUUGCUGUGGAACCAACGAUUCGAGCUCGUAUUUAACAGCUUUUUAUGUUUUAUCUUAAUGCAUGAAUAAGGAGAAAAUAUUUGAGAAGCUACAUUGUUUAAAUAAGCCAAGCAUCUUUAUCUGUUUAUCUUGGUGUCUCAGGGCUGCUUGUAUUUGAGAAGCUACAUUGUUUUCAAA
Messenger RNA from Solanum pennellii, 1711 nucleotides. RefSeq lists its product as uncharacterized. The record is from RefSeq and is a predicted model, not a curated record. Lineage: Eukaryota; Viridiplantae; Streptophyta; Magnoliopsida; Solanales; Solanaceae. The transcript has 2 exons. The coding region runs from base 154 to 1569 and encodes 471 amino acids.